Rhinichthys klamathensis goyatoka is the source of this 2566-nucleotide messenger RNA. It is a transcript of the gene zmat4a, whose product is annotated as zinc finger, matrin-type 4a. NCBI's taxonomy places the organism in Eukaryota, Metazoa, Chordata, Actinopteri, Cypriniformes, Leuciscidae. Gene Ontology annotation, molecular function: nucleic acid binding; zinc ion binding. Bases 122 to 808 code for a protein of 228 amino acids. The transcript is spliced from 8 exons. The record is from RefSeq and is a predicted model, not a curated record. Gene Ontology annotation, cellular component: nucleus.
UGAACGUCGGUUCCGAUCAACUGUAUCGAGGAUACAGUUUGGAAUUACAAAUUUCAGACUUUUGGAUUCCUAGACCGUCUUUGGAGUGACACCUGAUAUGUAUUGAGAAAGUUAUUCACAGAUGAAGUCUACGGAAGUGGAUCCGGGGUUAUUCACUGACAGCUACUGCAAAGUGUGCAGCGCUCAGCUUAUCUCUGAGUCACAGAGAGUCGCCCACUAUGAGAGUCGAAAGCAUGCAAACAAAGUUCGCCUGUAUUACAUGUUACACCCAGUGGAUGGUGGCUGCCCUGCAAAGAAACUUCGGACAGACAAUGGCAGUGCGGAGGGAGACGUGGACAAGAACAAAUGCUGCACGCUGUGCAAUAUGUCGUUCACUUCAGCGGUGGUGGCCCAGUCACACUACCAGGGCAAGAUCCAUGCCAAGAGACUGAGGCUACUGCUGGGGGAACCACCUGCCAUCACAUCUAAAGAGGUGACAGUCAGUUCAGAGCAUAUGGUGACUGAAGAUUCCCCGGGAAGUCCUUCCGUACAUGGCAGGCUCUCACACCGUUACUGCCAGAUGUGCAAGGCCUGGUUCAACAACCCCGGCAUGGCUAGACAGCACUAUGAAGGCAAGAAGCACAAAAAAAAUGCAGCCCAAGCUAACCUCCUUGCACAGCUGGGUAAAAGUCUGGAGGAUGGAGAUGAACUGAACGGCCCGAAGCGGAGUCACACAUGUGAGGUUUGCAGUGUUACGCCUAACUCCGUGGCACAAUAUCACGCACAUCUGCAGGGCUCCAAACACCAGAACAACAUGAAGAACAAAUGAAGUUUGAUGGAGCAUCUCUACUCCUGAAACUGAGGAUCUUUCUGUGGAAGUCAAGGCAGCUUCUGCCCCUCCGUCUCAGACAAAUGACAGCGAGAUCUGCUCAUAUUCUCUUGAUCCAUUGUGUUUAUGACAGUGGUAUGGACACUACCAGUGCAGAUAGAGACAUGUUGAUAAUGAUUACUAUAAACCACAGUGCAUUUUGCUAAAUUACAAAAAAACCUUAAAAAACAUUCACAUCCUGCACACUUUAAUGUAUAUAUUUAAGGCAUGUAAAAUGGGCACAAUUUUUGCUUUAUUUAAAUGUGUUGUGUUAAAUAAAUUAUUUUGAUUGUAAUAUUGUGUUUAUAUUUUAAUUUAAAUGUACAUGUAAGAAAUAUACAUUUUGUAUUAAAGUGAAAAUGUCAAUCAAAUAUCAUCUGAAGAUGUAUGAAAUUUCCUUGUUUUAUAAAGUCUGAGGGAAUUGUUCUCUAAUGAUAUUAAAACGAGACAUUUUGAAGCUGAAUUUAAUCAGCAGAUUCACAAAAGUAAUGGACCGAAGUACAGGAAUAGUUUUAAGUCAUCUUCCUUUGAAAUCUUCAUUAUUUCAACAAGACUUUACAGUGAUUUGUGUUGCUCUAAAUGUUCAGCAAAAGCUUUUUAUUCUCAAAAUGGAUAGAAAAUAAACCAUUUAUCUCUUGCAGUGAAGAAAGAAACCCAAGAGAUCUCUAUAGGCAUUAUUGAGAUGAAAAGGGUGAUAUUAUGUGCUAUAUUUUACUGAGAUGGGGUCAUUUUAGUGCUUUUUACAAAGGACUGAUUUCCAUUUGUGCACUGUUCCAAUUAAAAGAGACACAAUCUAAUUAUUCUCUAAAUGACAACACCUUGAAAUAGCAUUAUUUAUUAAAAUAUUGCAUCCUAGAAAAUAAAACAACUCUGACACAAAUAAGAUGAGUGGUUCUGUUUUUUUUAAUGUUAUACAUGAAGCUUGAAUUUAAACACUAUCAAGUUGAAUGCUCGACUUCAAGUGUUGUGAUGCUAAUUCACACUUAUUUAGGAAGUGCCACUGUCGUUUUUGUACUGGAAUGACAGGCAAACAACAGAAGCCAUGAUACUCCUAUAAAUCACAGCUCAGUGUUUCCCAAAGGCCUUUUUUCUUACAAUGUUUUUCAUUCUGCAAAUGAUGUAUGUGUGGUAAGAAACCCCAUAGGGCUUUAAAGAUAAAAGGACCCGACGUAAGACAAUCUUUAAAAAUGAAAUGGAUUGCAAGUGAUUCCCAACAGACAGUGGCUGGAUCUCUGAAGGGCCCGGAGGGGUUUCCUUUGUACAGAUCCGAUGACUGUUCCCUGAUUUACUACUGAUGACGCUCAAAAAGCAUCUCAAAAUCUCCAUUUUAGUAGGUUUUAUCAUGCUUUGAGGAAAUCAGCUACUUAAAUAUUAAAACAUGGAACUAAAGUGUCAUGAUAUCAAAAUGCAGCUUUGGUUAACAAAAAUGAGCCAGUUUAAACAUUGUGGUUUAAUGAAGUUGUUUUGUUGCAAACAUAUACAACGCAACUGUUCCAUUUCUGUGGGCUCAGCUCAUUAUGCAUCUCUGCACUACCAUGAUUGAUUAUUCAAAUAUAUGCAAAUAGCACAGCAAGGGCCUCUGAUAAUGUAUUCAUAACUUUUACCUUUUAAAUAAUGGCAUAUAUAGUGGGUUUGGAAGAGAAAAAUGUCAUGUGACAGAAGCCAAAAUUGUUCUGUCAUAUAUGAAUUAGCAAUUGAAUUGUGUAAUUUUGCUGUGGA